GUAAGGGGAAGUCGAAUGUAUUUUACUUGCGCGUUUCAAUGCAUACGCGACACUAAUAUCCUUGCAAAGGAAUGUAGCCGCAAUAUCGAUUUAGGGGAAGAUCUGUGAUUAAAACAAGAUCUCGGUACUGCACUUCCUCUUCUUUGACUACCAUGGAAAGCCUUUUCUACUGUAAACGGCAUGAUCACCUCUUCCGUGUUCAACUGGCCUGAAAACACAACAAUUCAAAUAUAGUAUCGCAGAUAAUAAGAGUGUGGACAAUUAGCAAUUCACUCAGACUCACUGUUGCAAAUUUCUCUUAGUUUGCUGUGUAAAAAAUUGUUUCUGGAAAAGCUCACUGUCCACCUUAGUGGUAUCAGGUCAUAGCAUAGGUUCCUGACAAAUUAAAAACAUGUUUUCGGCCUUGAAGAAACUGGUGGGAUCUGAGCCAGGCCAGUUGAAGGACAAGAACAUUCCUGCUGGCCUGCAGUCCAUGAACCAAAGUCUGCAAAGACGCUUCGCUAAAGGGGUCCAGUACAAUAUGAAAAUCGUCAUCCGCGGCGAUAGGAACACUGGAAAGAGUACUUUAUGGUAUCGACUGCAGGGCAAGAAGUUUGUGGAAGCGUACAUUCCCACCCAGGAGAUCCAAGCCACAAGUAUCCAUUGGAAUUACAAAACUACUGACGAUGUGGUCAAGGUAGAGGUGUGGGACGUGGUUGACAAAGGCAAAGGGAAAAAGCGUGGCGAUAAUUUGAAACUAGAGAAUGAACCACAAGAGUCAGACGAGGUAGCCCUUGAUGCAGAGUUUCUAGAUGUGUACAAGAACUGCAAUGGCGUUAUCAUGAUGUUUGAUAUUACCAAGCAGUGGACUUUUAACUACAUUUUAAGGGAACUUCCCAAAGUUCCCACUCAUGUACCAGUGUGUGUGCUGGGAAACCACAGAGACAUGGGUGAGCAUCGGGUCAUCCUGCCUGAUGACAUCAGGGAGCUAAUCGCUGGACUAAACAGACCAAUGGGAUCGUCUUACAUCCACUAUGCUGAAUCUUCUAUGAAGAAUGGCUUUGGCUUAAAAUACCUUCACAGAUUUUUUAACAUCCCCUUCCUACAACUCCAGAUGUUAUGCAUUGUGAUUUUGUAUUUGCAGAGAGAAACCCUUCUGAGGCAACUUGAGACAAACCAGUUGGACAUGGAUGCCACCCUAGAAGAACUUUGUGUACAGCAAGAGACAGAAGAUCAAAAUUAUGACAUUUUCCUGGAGAACUUAGAAUCCCGCAGUAAGGGCUAUGGCUCACCUGCUCCACCAAACGGUCAGAGUCCUUCCUCAGGGUCCCAGUCCCCCAUUGUUCCUCCGAGUAGAGCCUCCACGGGAAGCUCCAGUCCAAGCACACCUCAACCCCCAAUUCCCUCACAGACACUCCCACAGUCCCCCUCUGUGUCAGCUCACGCUCCUCCAGCUCUCGCUGCCGCUAUUGGCAGAUCAACCUUGCCUUCUGUGGAAUUAAAGUCUUCAGCUCAAUCCCCAGAGCACAUCCAGUCCUCUGCCACACCCGUACCAGCCCCCCAGAAACGCAGCUUCAUGUCUCGAUGGUUUGGUUCAUCACCUGUCCCAGAGACUUCUGUUAGUGCAUCGGAUGACUUGCCUGCACCAGUGUGUCCUACUUUUGUACAAAGUGUGGAUGACUUUGUGCCAGAUGAUAGACUGGACAAGAAUUUCCUAGAGGACAGUUUGCCCUUAAAGACAAAAGUGCCUCAAUCAGUCAUGGACAGCGACAGUGAUUUUGAAGACAGGGGAAACCCAAUGGUGUCUGGUUUCCAGGAUGAGCUUGAUCUUGAUGACACAGAGCCCAAUCUUCCAGAGCCUAAAAUUCUGCCUACCAGCAAAGACAUCACUUCGACCAGUGAUGAAGAGGAGCAGACGCUUCCUUCUGUGCAAAAGGACCAGGACCUGGACAGUGAACCUGAACUGAAAACCUACAUCACAAAACCAAAAGUGGCAUCUCAAGAGUCAAAGGCCAGUGACCAGUCCUCAGCUCGCAUCUUUCUAACUUUAGUUCCAGCAGAAGAGCAGCCAACCCAGCACCAAGGAAAAAAGAAAGUCUCACUCAUGGCUGGAGAUUCUGAGAGCGAACCUGAGACCCCCACGGCACAACAGAUGCUUUCUUUUGUUAUGGAUGAUCCUGACUUUGAGUCUGAAGGAUCAGGCACACCAAAAACAGCAAAGAGUACAUUCCCUGCCAUGGAUGAACUUCUAUCUGACCUCUCAGACGAUGAAGUGCAGUCAGCCAAGGUGCCUAAAACUGUGAAUCCCACUGUGAUCUCCUUUAAACAAAAGGAUGUGACUGACCUUUUUGGCUUGGGUAUACAAGAAGAACCCGCACCAACCAAAGACAGCAGCGACGAGCAAGAAGUGUACACAGGAGGACCUAUGCUGGGCGAAGUAACUACUUCAGAAUUGCCCAGAUACUGGUGACCGGUGUUGGAGGUAGUGGGAGAAGAGCUCCGUUCUCCUCCCCGCACGCACCAAACCACCUCCCCACCCGAUCCACCUGUGCGUUGAGGCUGACGCCGGUGGACGGCGUACAACAACGCAGAGCCGCCAGCAGCCAACAACAGCAACUCCAGCCCGCACACAUCGAUGCUUUGAGCACCCUUGUCUUACGUACUUUAUGAAGUUAUUAUGAAGCGGAUCUUUUGUUACGUUCUGUUAUUAUUGCUGCUUUUGGAGAUGUUUUUCGAGUUUGGUGACUGUUCGUCUAGUACGCUCGUGUUACGCGCUACUAAACUGUCUUUGUACUCUAUUUUAUGAUUGUUUUGUGUUGUAUUGUGUGUGAUAAAAUUGUCUUAAACGCAAUACAAGUACUUGGUUAUAUUUUGCCGGUUUGACCAAGGGGAUUUAUUCUAGAUUCACAAAUAACCUAUGCUAUAAACAGACAAUUUAUUCCCCCACAACUAAUAUUUUUUUAAUAGCUCGACACACACCUACCUGUCAUUUAGAACCCACAAAGCUCUCGUCUUAUGCACCUGUGCAAUCCAUUUUUCAUGACAAACCGUGUGUUUUGGAAAAGUGUGAAGAGUGAAUCCAUUCUCCCGAGUGUUUGAGCAAAAUCCAGCAAUUUAACGAACUGGCAUUUUAGCUAACAUGAUGAAAAAAAGCAAGUAAUUUUUCACUCGUACAGUAGGUAUAAACCAAUAUAAACACUCGACCCUGCUACUGCAAAAAAAAAGUCAUUUCCUGGUUCUUCUCCAACACAAUUGCCUCGAGAGGAUUUUCAUGGUGGGAGAUGCAAAAAUCCAUAUAAGACAACAUCCUGACGUGUGGUGAAAAAAUGGAUGGCUCCAUUCUGGCUGACUUUUUUUUAAUUAAAACCAUACAAAAAAUUAUGCUUUACUUGUCAGUUGACUUUUAAGAAAACAAAAGAAGGUUUUGAAGUGGCCUAAAUAAAGUGCAGACUUGAAGCCGAUUCAAUUUAGUGGCAAAAAAGUUGUUCUUGCUCAUCAAAAACCCUAGAUUUCUGCUGAAAUCAAACAAUUCUGCAAGGAAGAGGGGGCCAAAAUAUCUCCACAGAGUUGUAAAAGAGAGUUUGCGAAUACAGUGGUACCUCUACUUAUGAAAUUAAUCUGUUCCCGAAGUCGUUGUGUAAUGUGAAACCUUCGUAAGUAGAAACACAUUUUACAUGUAAAUAGGCAAAUCCGUUACAAGCCCCCUGAACCCACCACCGCGAAAAAUAAGCAUUCAAAGUGUACAUAAUGUAAAGAAUAAUACAAAAUGAUGUUCAUUUACCUUAAAAAAUAAACAUUCAAAGUGUAAAUGAUGUAUAGAACAAAAAUUUAUUUCAUUUACCUUUGUUGUUGAGCAACGAUGCGAAGAGUAGGGUGCGUGACGAGGCAUCAUGGGUGACAGAGAGUAGGAGGCACGCACAGAACUUAAUUCUUCUAAAAUAAUAAAUUCCACAAACUAUGAAUUCAAAACAAACAUUAACAUUAAUUUUAAAUUUUUCCUGAAAUAUCAAUCCAAGGAUGUUUGCCUUUGACGGCUUUUAAUAAUCGUGGGGAAAUGUACAAGGCAAGUGUCAUCAAAGUGAGCGGCAGCCCAAUUAGUUAACACAUUUUCCAGAUGAUUUGGAAAUAUCAUGGAAUUUCAUCAACACUUAUAUAUUCUGUCUGAUGGAAUAGUUGAUGCCUCCUCUAUGCUGCAAACUGCUCCUGCAUUGUUGUGUGUUGCAUCGCCUCGAGCUCUUUUCGCUUCUCUGUCAAAAGAUUGUCAUGGUUCUCCUGAACCAACUCAUCAAUGUCCUCCUCAGCCUUUCCCAGCAAAACAGUUUCCUCAACUUCAUGUUCAACCUCCAUUUCGAACCUCUCAAGUCGACCAGCAGCAGCAUGAAGCCACAUGCACACCUCUUUUUCAUAUUUCGCAACGAUUUCUUGUUUUGUUUUGAUGGACAAAACAACUCUCACUUUCUUCUCACUGGUACUGGCCAUCAAUUUCUUGGGGCCCAUGGUGAAAAAAGAUUAAUAAAUCCACCAAGAUGUUGUACAGUACGAGUGUGUGCGAGCGUAUGACAAUGGAUUCGGUGACGCAGAUACAGAAAGUGCGUCACGGGUAAAGAUUGAUGUGCCAAACAAAAAAAAGAUUGACGUCACUCUCAGGCAAUGGAUGGAUGUGAUGCCAGGAAGAUGCUACGUGAUAGCUCUAUUGCGCCACACAUACCAAGAGACAGGAUGUGCAUCAUGGCUAAAGAUAGACAUCUCUCUUAGCUAAUGAGAUGCCAGUAAGAUGCUCCAGCAGUGGCCAAUGGGAGAGGAGCUCUAUCGCGCUGUUUUCAAACCAAGCUACAGUACAGGAUGUAUACAUUUGGUGGAAUUCAGUGCCAUUUUUUUCCUUUCGUAACCUGAAUUUCUUUCGUAACGAGAGGCAAAAAUUUUCCGGGGAGGCCUUUUGUAACCUGAAUGUUUCAUUCGUACAGAUUUUUGUAAGUAGAGGUACCACUGUCAUAGAAAACACUUGAUUUGAUUUGUUGCUGCUAAGGAUGGCCCAACCAGUUAUAAGCUGUAGGGGGUCAUUACUUUUUCACACAGGAGCAGGUAACUUUGAUUGUUUUAUUUUCCUUAAUAAUUGAAAUCUCCAUUGAAAAAAAUAAAAUAAAAUAUGUUUGCUAGGGUUAUAUUACUAUUAUAUUAUUAUUAUAUUACAUUUCUUUGUUUAUCUCAAACAUUAAAGUGCGGAAACUGCAAAAAUCUUGGAAUUUGAGAAGGGGGGCAAUACUUUUUCAAGGUACUGUACUUCUAUUUGGUCAGUUUGAUGCUGCCAUAGGUUGGUUCGGUUGUUCGUUUAAUCUCAAUGUAAGCACUUGUUCACAGCAGUACUACCCAUACAUCACACAACUAAUGUGCAGUAUGUAU
This is a messenger RNA of Syngnathoides biaculeatus (alligator pipefish), 5379 nucleotides long. RefSeq names its product RAB, member RAS oncogene family-like 6b (gene rabl6b). The transcript is spliced from 15 exons. Gene Ontology annotation, cellular component: nucleus; cytosol. The record is from RefSeq and is a predicted model, not a curated record. Gene Ontology annotation, molecular function: GTP binding; GTPase activity. NCBI's taxonomy places the organism in Eukaryota, Metazoa, Chordata, Actinopteri, Syngnathiformes, Syngnathidae. Bases 392 to 2449 code for a protein of 685 amino acids.